CAGUUGUGAGUCUGGGAAACACCCUCAGUGACGGAGUCCGGCGCCUUGUGGAGGGAGGAGAGAGCGCGAGAAAGAGGGGACGCAGAUGGAGAUGGAGGUGGAUGUGAUUAGAAUGCUUAUAAGCCGAGACAAUAUGUGAAAAAAUCUGAACGUUUUCGUCGCUCGGUGACAGUUAAAAGGCAUUUUCGUGGCGUCUUGGUGUUAACUAAAAAGCCGGAAGGCGCGAAUACCGUUAACUUGAGUGAAAGAUGAUAGCGUGUCUUUAUUGAAGCGAUAGGAUGCUGAGGCGACAGACGUAUGGCUGAAUUCAAGCAAGCUGGUCCGCCGUAUGUUGAAAAGAAAGGCCAGUAUAGGCGGUGUGAAUGAAAGAAGAGGGCUUCUCUCUUGGAUGGACAUGUUUUGAGAGGUGUGGUGGAGGGAUGAAGGCGGUGUUGGCAUCCAGACGGCAGCGGCUCUUCUAUCGGCUCUUCAUAUGUGCUGUGGGGCUCAUCGCAGUCACCUGCCUCGCUCAAAUUCUUCAUGUAACAGCCCAUUCCAAAGAGGAUUCGGACCUGACUUGGGCCCGGCGUAAACUAACUCAGCAGAUUGUAGAAGAGAACCAGACAUCCAGUACACCCAGAGCUGCUAUCCAUGAAUUUCCAGAGGACAUAUUCACUAAGGGGCAGAGGAGGCAUGGGGCAAUUCUACUGCAUGUGUUUUGUGCAGUUUACAUGUUCUACGCCCUUGCUAUUGUCUGCGAUGUCUACUUUGUCCCCUCUCUGGAAAAAAUCUGUGAGAAUCUGCACCUCAGUGAGGAUGUUGCAGGUGCCACUUUCAUGGCAGCAGGCAGCUCCGCCCCCGAGCUUUUCACAUCUUUGAUUGGUGUGUUCAUCACCAAGGGGGACCUGGGGGUGGGAACUAUUGUGGGAUCAGCUGUUUUCAACAUCCUGGUCAUCAUAGGAGUCUGUGGAAUAUUUGCUGGACAGACCAUCACUCUGACCUGGUGGCCGCUUUUCCGUGACUCUAUCUACUACAUCCUCUCAGUGUUGGCCUUGAUUCUGAUCAUAUAUGAUGAGAAAGUCAUUUGGUGGGAGACUAUAAUCCUCAUAUCAAUGUAUGGAGUUUACAUCCUUAUCAUGAAGUUUAACAGUCAGAUUUGGGGCUGGGUGGAGCAGAGGUUUGGUAUUCCAGGUCAGCCGUGUUUGGUGAGCAGUCUGCGCAGAGAUGUGUCGGUAGGAGAGGCAAGCCCACACUGUGACACCUCCAUGAUCCUCUUGAAGAAAGGUCAGAAUGCGGGUGGCCAGGACUCCCCGGUGGUGAUGGUGGAUGAGUUGAUGAGCCUACGCCCUCACCAGUUCUCUUUCUCAGAGGCAAGCCUCCGUGUCAUGAUCACGCCCCACUUCUCCCCCCGCACUCGCCUCAGCAUGGCCGGACGCAUGCUCAUCACUGAGAGGCAGAGACUGAUUAGAAACCGGAGCCCCGGAGACAGCAGCGGCAGCGGAGCAGGGGACACUCCUGGCCAAGACUGCCCGGGCGUGGAGGGGGUUCCUUGGGGUCUGGAGAAUGGAGGGGCCCUUGAAAGUGAAACGCAACCCCUGGAGGAGGCUAGGCAGAGGGGCCAAGGAGGGGAUUUAGAACGAGUAGCAGACAUAGAGGACACACAGCCUAAAGAUGAUGAGGAAGAGGAGGAGGAAGAGGCAGACGAAGAGCAACCCUUCAGACCUCUUACUGUGCCAGAUGGGCGCUGGGAGCAAGUCAGGUGGGUGUUAUCAUGGCCCUUAGGCUGCCUUCUUUACUACACUGUCCCAAACUGUGUUUUGCCUCGCUGGGAGCGCUGGUUCAUGGUUACCUUUGUGGCCUCGACACUCUGGAUUGCCGUGUUCUCCUACCUCAUGGUGUGGAUGGUCACCAUUAUCAGUUUUACACUGGACAUUCCAGAUGUCGUCAUGGGCAUUACGUUUCUAGCAGCAGGCACCAGUGUCCCAGACUGCAUGGCCAGUCUCAUAGUUGCCCGUCAAGGUAUGGGAGACAUGGCGGUGUCUAACUCGAUUGGCAGCAACAUCUUUGACAUUCUCUUGGGUCUUGGUUUCCCGUGGGCUUUGCGCACUCUAGUGGUUGAUUAUGGGUCAACGGUCUUCAUUAACAGUAAGGGGCUUGUGUACUCAGUGAUUCUUCUCCUUGCUUCUGUUUUUCUCACUGUACUGAGCGUGCACCUGAAUCACUGGAGGCUGGACCGGAGGUUAGGCCUCGGGCUUAUGUUCCUGUAUGCCAUCUUCCUGCUCUGCUCCAUCUGCUUUGAGAAACUCUAGAUCACGCUUUUCAUGUUUCGCUUAGCUGUAGGGUAGAUCUAGACCUAGAUAACCACAUUUUACCCCCAGUCACUGCCUUAUUAGUAGCGGUUAUUUCAGCCAUGGUUCGAGGCCGGAGCAGUGAACGCUCCAUUCCGAAGCGGGAUUCUGCUCCGGUCGGCUCUACAUACGGCUUUAAGCCAAUCACUUGCUAGACAGUGCUGCCAAACUCAAGGACAUACUGUACCUCUGAAACAUUUCUACUUGGCAUACAGAGCGUCUUUACGAGGACAAAAACCAGUUUCAAUUACAAGACGUGAUGAAUUUAUACAAGCGGUAUUAAAUGUUUACAGCACACAGGACACUUCCUCUAGCCUCUCCUUUUGCAUAUUUCUAUUCUAAAAUCUUAUAUAGUCACAAUCAAGCAUGAUACGAAGAAAAAUAUGACAUUGCAAAAGCGUUACUACUAAAAGGAGUUCUAUUAACUCUUGUAACAGAGAUCACUCAAUUUAUUGCAUUACUUUGCCUUAUUUAUUUUUGACUUUAGGUCUGUAAAAAUCAGUGCUUUAGGAUUUGAAUAUUUUCCUGUUUCAGUAUAUUUAAGAGCAGUUUGUUCACUUUUGUGUUGUUCCUUGAAAAAGAAAGUAUUCUGGUAUUUUGGAAAGCAUUUCUUAGUAUUAGUAUUACUGAUUAACCAAAAACAUCCCUGUCUUUGGUAAGUGUUUACAUACCAAACGUACAUAGUUUUAUAUAAAGUCCCACUUAGAGGUGUGCACAUUUUGAUAUGUUGUAAUGAAAUUACUUUUGUGCCCUGCUGCAACACUAUGAAAAUGAACAUGAGAAAGUAACAAUCAAUUAAAUCUUUAUACACUGGCCUCUUAAAAACACCAAAUGAAGAUGUUUGGAAUUUCGAUAUAUAUAUUUUUCCCAAUGAUCAUAUAUUGCAUUCUGUCUACAGGACGGAUAAGACUCAUAAUUAACCUAAUUUAAAUUCAUAAUCAAAGGUUUUGGCACAGCAGUAUUUGAAUUUUUGUAAAGAUAUCUUUAAAGUUAUUUUUGACAUCUUAUCCUGAUUAAAUGUGCUUAUGUUUUAGUUCUGUUGUAUAUUAAAUUUUUUUAAUGACGCGUAUUGCUUAAGUCCGGCACACAGAAAUUUUGUUGCUCGUGGUUUGCAGUUCUCUUAGUACUAAUGAGCAAAUGUAAAUGAUUUUCGUCUCGCCACUCACAAUAAAAAGUAUGUGUUAAUUAAAUUAAUGUGGGAAAUAAAUUGUAAACGACAAGUUGCAGCCUGAGUAAACAUCUUCCGGUUCCAGUCCAACGUCUUUCCCUGUUUGUUUUCAUUUUAGAAAUCACGAUCAAGUUCAGUAUCUCAACAUUUGUUACGGUUCUGUCUAUAUUCUUAAAGAUAUUUGUAUGUUGUUGAGUGCAAUAAAGCAAGGUCUGUGCAAUACCCCAAAA
Messenger RNA from Puntigrus tetrazona (Sumatra barb), 3725 nucleotides. RefSeq names its product solute carrier family 24 member 6a (gene slc24a6a). Gene Ontology annotation, biological process: intracellular calcium ion homeostasis; calcium ion transmembrane transport. Gene Ontology annotation, molecular function: calcium channel activity; calcium, potassium:sodium antiporter activity. The coding region runs from base 363 to 2288 and encodes 641 amino acids. Lineage: Eukaryota; Metazoa; Chordata; Actinopteri; Cypriniformes; Cyprinidae. Gene Ontology annotation, cellular component: membrane. The record is from RefSeq and is a predicted model, not a curated record. The transcript has 17 exons.